AUGGCUCCGGUACUUCUCGAUCAGCCGAACGGCCAGCAGAUGGUGAAAACGGCAGACGAUCGGGUUCCCCUCAAAGUCUCCCAUCCCAAUCCCUCAUUGCAGAUAACCGCCGACCAGAAGUUGAAAUCUGUCGACACGCCUGUUUACGCCCCCAAACCAGGCGAGGCACUGGUUCAUAUCAAAGCAACUGGAAUUUGCGGGUCGGAUCUUCAUUUCUGGAAGACCGGGCGCAUUGGAUCAUUGGUGUUUGAAGGUGACUGCACCAUUGGCCAUGAAGCCUCGGGUAUCGUUCUGCAAUGCGGCGAGGGGGGUGACCGGGUGGCCGUCGAACCUGGUGUUCCCUGUGAACACUGUUUCCUCUGUGAUGAGGGCCGUUAUAACCUGUGCGAUGAUGUCCAGUUUGCCGGUGUUUACCCUUAUGAAGGUACCAUGCAGCGUUACAAGAACCACCCUGCGAAAUGGCUGCAUAAGCUACCCGACAAUGUCACUUUCGCUGAAGGCGCACUUCUCGAGCCUCUUUCGGUGGUGAUGCACGGCGUCAAGUCGGCUGGUCUUUCGUUGGGCCGCGGUGUAGUUGUAUGCGGUGCAGGCCCAAUUGGCUUGAUCGCCUUAGCUGCAGCACGUGCCUCGGGCGCACACCCUAUCGUGGUGACGGAUCUCGAACCGGCUCGACUGGCGUUUGCGAAAGAAUUUGUCCCUUCCUGCAUUACCUAUGAGGUGGACCGUACAAAGGAUUCGCAAGGUAACGCAGAGGCCAUUCGUGCUCUCUUCGGGUCUGGCGAAUAUUUUGCUCCGGAGACCAUACUUGAGUGUACCGGUGUCGAAAGCAGUGUAUGCACUGCUGCAUACACUGCACGGCGGGGAGGCACCGUCAUGGUGAUUGGUGUAGGAAAGGCGAUCAUGAACAACUUACCUUUUAUGCAUAUUUCUCUCGCCGAGAUCGAUCUCCGGUUCAUCAACCGUUACCGUGACACCUGGCCGCCAGCAGUCGCCUGCCUAAGUGGUGGCAUCUUGGACCUGAAGAAACUUGUAUCGCAUCGUUUCCCUCUUGAAAAGGCCCAAGAUGCGCUCCACCUUUGUGCUGAUACUCGAAAUGGUAGCAUCAAGGUGUUGGUUGUCGACGAGCAGGAUGUUUCGUUAUAG
Molecule: messenger RNA, 1143 nt
Organism: Penicillium mononematosum
Lineage: Eukaryota; Fungi; Ascomycota; Eurotiomycetes; Eurotiales; Aspergillaceae
Product: NAD(P)-dependent alcohol dehydrogenase
Exons: 3
Coding region: 1-1143 (380 amino acids)
Biological process (GO): D-sorbitol catabolic process
Molecular function (GO): L-iditol 2-dehydrogenase (NAD+) activity
Source: RefSeq, a predicted model, not a curated record